AAUAACGCUCAAAUCUACAAACAUAUAUUUUUAUGGAAAUAAAAUGUUUCUGCUUGGGAUCUUCUUACUUUGCAGUGUUAAUCCCUUAUUACUUAAGGCUUUUCCUGUGGAAUCCAAGGUAAAUUCCAAAGAGCCCAGCGACCUGACUGCUCACUUGUUCGAUCCAGCCGACUAUCCCGAUUUAACAAAUGGCCUCACUGACGCCGAGGUUCAGGAAAGCCUUCAAGAUCUCUCUCUGGAUGAUCUCAACUCCUUGGAUAAGCUGCUCGAUGAGCACAUCGGUCGAGAUGUAGAAGCCGACUCAGACGCGAGUCGAAGAACCCAGGUUAGACAAGCGAAGGCCGCCGAACGCAAGCAGGAUCUCCGCUCCGUGAAUUCACCCCUCGACGAUGGCUGCCGGGAUGAGGAGGAUUCCGAAGAUGCUAAGCCUAAUCUGUGCUCCAAGCGACCUACCUGCCCGACCACCAAACGCUGUACAAAGAAAACCACAUGCAUGCCGAAAACCACUCGAACGUGCGCCACUAGACCGGUUAACGAGAACUGCAAGUCAAAAUCGGGUGGCUAUAUGGAUGAUGAUAUGGUUAAUGACACUACCAAAUGCCCAAAGCCCAAGAACAAAAAGUGCAAGAAACCCAAAGAUGACUUUGAAUGCGAGGCGGAUGAUUUCCUGUGCCACGCCAGCAGGCGAUCCAGAGAAAAGCAGAGCAGGAGCAAUCUUCAAGAAGAGCAAGUGAAUGCUCCAGCCGAAUAUGUUCCGGGGAAAGAGUUAACUGGGUUAGAACAGCUGAAUGAGGAGAUGCCAGCAAUGAAUGAUCAAGGAGAACCAUUGGAUGAAACCUUCAAUUUUGAGGACACUAACUUGGAGCAAUCAUCACAUGUAGAUCAAUCCAGCUCCGAGUUUGAGCCCAAGGUUAACAUAGGACAAGGAAAGCAGGUCAAUUUGAAACAAGAACAUCAGUCUGACUUGGAGAAAGAUAAUCAGAUCAAUUCAGAACAGAAACAUCAAUCUAAUUUGAAGAAGGAUUAUGAAAUUAACUUGGAAGACCCGAAACUAGAUGGUAACACACAUUUAAAGCAUGAAAGUAUUUAUGGAGCUGACCUGGAAGAGACAAAACUAGAUAGUCACACAAAUUUUAAGCAAGAAUCUAAUUAUGGGGCUAACCUGGAAGAGACGAAACUAGAUAGUAACACAAAUUUAAAGCAAGAAAGUAAUUAUGAGGUUAACUUGGAAGACACGAAACUGGAUAGUAACACAAAUUUAAAGCAAGAAAGCAAUUAUGAGAUUAACUUGAAAGACACCAAACUGGAUAGUAACACAAAUUUAAAGCAAGAAAACAAUUAUGAGGUUAACUUGGAAGACACGAAACUGUAUAGUAAUACAAAUUUAAAGCAAGAAAGUAACUACGGGGAUAACCUUAAAGAGAUAAAUCUAGAUAGUCACUCAAAUUUAAAGCAGGAAAGUCAAGCCAAAUUGAAUCACGAAUAUGGGGAAAAUGUAGAACUAGAUAAUCACAGAAACUCGGAGCAGGCAAACAUAGUAAAUUUAAAACAGGAAGAUCAGGCCAACUUUGAUCAGGAUUAUUUGGCUGAUUUUGAGCGAGAACAUCCCGCUAACUUAGAGCUAAGAAAUCCGGUCAAUGUAAGGCGAUCGAAUCAGAUAAAUGUAGACCAGGAACAACCACAAAAUAAAAUGGAUUUUGAAAAUCCUGAUCAUUUUGAGCAGGAACAUCCGGCUAACUUGGAUUCGGAAAAUCAGUAUAAUUAUGAUCAGGAAUAUCAGUUAGGCUCGGGAAAUAAACAUCAGGCAAACUUUGAUGAUGGACAUCAAGCUAAUUUGCAUCAAAAAGAACAGCAGUUAAAUCAGGACCAGAAAAUAUCACAUAUAGAGGGAGUAGAUCAGGCCGAAAUUGAACCAGUGGCAGAACCAUCUCCUCUAGAUCCAUAUGAACGCCAUAGGCUUGCCAGGAUUGCCCAUCGCAAGAGAGAACAAGCUGAAGCGGAGAAAGCAAAUGAGGAGUCAAUUCACAAUGUAGAAGAUAAAAAUCGGAAAAUUGGCAAAGAUGAGCCGAUGCCACUGAAUGCUGAUCUCAACAAGCAGGAACCUUUUUUUGAUAGCGACAGUUUUAUUGCUAGCAAUGCCCGCGAUCCCCCACGCUAUUUGAUUCAAAUGCAAAACGACUGCAUCCGAAGUGAGGACGAUCGUGUCGAACGUCGAUUGCGUGAGGAUCGGAGCCAAAGCGAAACGUUGAACCUGGAGAAACUUGCUGAGGAGCAGCCCAGACCCGUGGAGGAUUCAAAUUUCGAGUACGAAUAUAAACGGAGCAAGCGAGAGAAUAAAGAAACUGAUGAUGAUCCCGAGAACUCCAAAGAAACGUACAUAAAAAAGCUGAUGGACUCUUUUCCGCGGGACCAGGGUGGUCAGAUAAAUGCCAAUGCGGCGCUGAGCUGUUCCAAUCUCGCCCAUUUGCGCAUUAAGCGAAGUUGAGUUAUAUUUUGUUUUGUCACAAAGCCUGAUUAAUGUCUUUGUAUAUUUUAUAAGCACCCAUAAAUUGAUAAUUCAGAAAUUCGA
This is a messenger RNA of Drosophila subpulchrella, 2569 nucleotides long. RefSeq lists its product as uncharacterized. The coding region runs from base 44 to 2485 and encodes 813 amino acids. Lineage: Eukaryota; Metazoa; Arthropoda; Insecta; Diptera; Drosophilidae. The transcript has 5 exons. The record is from RefSeq and is a predicted model, not a curated record.